AUGGCUAUUAGAGGUAGAGGUGGUGUUAAAAAGGUAUUUUCGAAAAGAGCGUCGCCAGCUGCGCGUGCAUCCCUGACUGCGGGAUCAGCGUUAGACCUCACAAUUGACAUUGGCAAGAAGAAGCAAAUCACCGUUCACCAGUACAAUGGGAUCAGCUUGGUUGAUAUAAGAGAAUUCUACGAGAAGGAUGGUGAGAUUCUUCCCGGUAAAAAGGGUAUUUCCUUAUCACAGGAAUCCUGGGAGUUGUUACUCAAGAAUGCUCAGAAAAUUGACCAAGCGUUGUCGGCUUUUGCUGAGAAGGAUUCAGCUAUUAAGAAGGCCAAAGAGGAAUCAAAGGAAGAAUCAAAAGAGGAGGAACCUGUGGCAACCAAAAUAGAGGAAUCCGAUACCCUUCCAAUGUCCCAGGACUACGCGGAGCGCUGA
Molecule: messenger RNA, 423 nt
Organism: Babjeviella inositovora NRRL Y-12698
Lineage: Eukaryota; Fungi; Ascomycota; Pichiomycetes; Serinales
Product: chromatin-binding transcription coactivator
Exons: 2
Coding region: 1-423 (140 amino acids)
Biological process (GO): positive regulation of transcription initiation by RNA polymerase II
Cellular component (GO): transcription regulator complex; nucleus
Molecular function (GO): transcription coactivator activity; DNA binding
Source: RefSeq, a predicted model, not a curated record